This is a messenger RNA of Megalopta genalis, 2977 nucleotides long. RefSeq names its product jerky protein homolog-like. The record is from RefSeq and is a predicted model, not a curated record. Gene Ontology annotation, molecular function: DNA binding. Gene Ontology annotation, cellular component: nucleus. Lineage: Eukaryota; Metazoa; Arthropoda; Insecta; Hymenoptera; Halictidae.
AUUUGACUUAAUAUUUAUAUGUGGAGGAACCACAAUGACAUGGAACCAGAAAUAGUAUUACAAAAUUAAAUAUUUAUGUAACAAAAUAAAGUUUCAAUUUUAUUUCAAUCAGCAUUGUUAUCUUCAGGAGGAUCCCAUUGAUGAAGCUGUUUCCUCCACAAUCUUAUCAUACCAUCCCACCCUCUUCUACUAUAUUUAAUAUACUUUGGAGGUGUUCUUGGAUGUUCCCUUGUACGUUUUUCUCUAAAAAUGGAUAUAAUUAGUAAAAUUAAUUAUUUUAUAUCUUUAUAGUAAUAUUGUUGCUUAUAAAAUCCUUACUUAGGCACAGCCUGAAUGUAUCUAUCGUAUCCAAUGGUAUUUUUUCCAUAAUCUAUUUCUUUUUGUCUACGUGCCAAUACUAUAGGAUCUGUUUCAUAUUCUACACAUUUUUUACUACUGUCAGAAGAGUUCGUAGUAGAACUAGAGUCACUGUUACGUCGAGUUCGAAAAACUUUUGUAUCUUCAUUGUAUGUACUAUUUUCUCUAGUUCUCUUGCGUAAACAGUACAAGUCUUCUAGUUUAUUUUUAACAUUAUCUUCAUAUUGUAUGUUGGAUGAAUGAUUUGUAAAUACAUUUGUAUUAAUAUUUGUUGUAACGCUCAUAGUAACAUCUUCGUGCAAUUGUGGUUGUAAGGAAUUUUGAGCAAUUGUGCUUUCUUUGUUCGACUCUAAUAUUUUACCAAGUUCAUUUGAACUCAUACAAAUGGCUUCAUUAAGAAGAGCAUCUUCUUCAUCCGCGAGUUCUAACCAGGAAGUUUUUACAACGGUUUCCAUAUUAGAUAAUUAUUAAAAAUAUAAUUCUUAAACCAACCUACGAGUAAACAAUAACGUAGAAUAUAAUUUACGUGAAUACGUAGUAAGCAAACAUAAUAAAGCGAAAAGUAAACAAUACCUUACCUAAUAGAAGUAACCUAAAUCAAUAACUUUUGAAUUAGAACAUUACGAAGAAUUGUUAAUCUACAAUUUUUAUGAUAAAUACAAGAGCUUAUUAAUCUAGACUCUCGUCUAUGAUUAAAGAACUUAAUUUAAUUUUUAAAUUCACUGCAUAAUUGCACUUCUCCAUGGGAUUACACCUCUCAUUUUUGCAAAUGUUAUGAAUUCUCCAAUGCGCGCCUUUUCUGACAGCCUGUUAUUUUCACGGCUUCAACCUUUAGAAUUCUAUUGUACGAGGAUUUUUGUAAGAGGCCGAUUCAAAUUCUAUCAGACAAAUGAGAUAAAAAUACACUGUCAAGUGUUAUUAUUGGUGAUAUUAAUAGUCAGUGAUAUAUAAAUUGUGACAAUUAAUAUAUUUACUAUUAAUAUUAUGCCACCAAGAAGGAAAUAUACGUUAUUGAACAUGCAGCAACGCUUGGAUGUCUUGAAGGAUAUUCGAGAAACAAGAUUGACAUCUAAACAAAUUGCAAAUAAAUAUGGUGUUAGUAUCAGAACAAUCCAAGACAUUCGUAAAAAUGCUACAAAAAUUAAUGCGUUUGCUGAUAAAAGUAAAUACGAGCUUAAGCGACGAAGAAUAGCAGAGCCAGUAUAUGAUGAAGUAGAUAAACAAUUAUUGGCAUGGUUCGAACAAAGAAGAACACUUGGUGACCGUAUAACCGAUAAUCUCAUAUUACAAAAGGCGACAGAAGUAAAAGAAAAUUUGCCAUCAUGUUCGCAAUUUAAGGUGAGUCGUGGCUGGUUAACAAAAUUUAAAAUACGUCAUGAUAUACGUUUCAGAAACGCGUACCGGAAGAGAGUUAGUGCUGAUCAGGAUAGAGCAUUUGUAAAAGAUUUAAAAAAAAUAAUGAAGGAAGAAAAUAUAAGUUUAGAAAAUGUUUAUAAUAUAUACGAAAGUGGACUUUUAUGGAAGGCUCUUCCGACGAAAACACUGGCUGGAGAAGAAAAAAGAAGUCUUAGCGAACACAAGCUGAAAGAAGAUAGAAUUGCAAUUGGUUUAUGUGCAAAUGCGUUAGGCACGCAUAAGAUUAUGCCUCUUGUAAUUUACAAAUAUAAAAACCCAAUAGCUUUGAAACAUGAAGUUUCAUUACCUGUAAUUUUUAAAUCGCAGACAAAUGCAUGGAUGGACAGUACAAUAUUUUUAGAUUGGUUUGAAGAACAUUUUAAACCAUCUGUAAAACAAUACCAGGAGGAAAAGCAAAUACCACAAAAAGCAAUUUUAUUGUUAGAUAACUGUGAAGCUUAUAAAGUUUCACAACAAGAAGAUGAGGAUUUUAAAAUUAUAUAUUUACCGUCUAAUACAACAUCUAUUCUUCAACCAUUGGAUCAAGAGAUCAUAGAGAAAACAAAAAGAAUUUUCCGCCAUAAAUUCUUGCAAUGUGUUUUAACAUAUGAUGGAAGAAUAAAUGAAUUUUAUGCCAAUUACACAAUAAAAAGCUGCAUUGACAUUUUAUCUGAAUCCUGGUUGGAAAUUACACAAAGAAAUAUCAAAAACGUAUGGAAUAAAAUUAUUAAUCCUGCUAGUCCUUCCAUUCAGUCAUAUACGAAAGAGCUUCAACCUGACUGGCAAGACAUGAUAAGUAUAAUCACAGGUGAACAAUGCACCCUGGCACAUGUUACACAAUAUUUAUUAAACUGUGAGAAAGCAGAAAGAAGGAACGAAAGCGUAGAAAUAAAAGAAGAAAUGGAAGAACUUCAAGAAGAAACAGAAGAACCUCAAGAAGAACUGCAAGAAAUAAUUUAUGCAGGAAGCAGUAACGAAACUGUGAAAGGUGAAUUAUAUACAAUAUUUGAGAGAUUGACAUCUUACAGUGCAAGAGCACCGACUUUUAUACAAUGCAUAGUGCAGGGAUUACAAAUAUUUUUCUUGGGCAAAGAGCAUUACAUAAGAAAUAGAGGAAAACCAUUACUGCAGGCCACGAUACUACAUGAUUCCAAGGAUAAUAUGCUACAAAACAAUUCAAUAUAGAAUAUAACUUUUCACAAUAAAUAUUAAAUAUUUAUUAUUA